AUGUUGAGUCCGCCAGUAUUGGUACCACUUGUGGUCGGGAGACCCCUCCUCUUAAACCUGACGGUAAAUGAAGGAUCCAUGGGAUGUGUGUUAGGACAGUAUGAUGAAACUGGUAAGAAAGAAAGGGUAGUUUACUACUUGAGUAAAAAGUUCACUGAAUACGAGUCCAAGUAUUCCUCGUUGGAAAAGAUGUGUUGUGCUUUAGCAUGGAUGGCGCAUCGACUCAGGCAGUACAUGCUAUAUCAUACCACUUGGCUCAUUGCGAAGUUGGAUCCUAUUAAAUACGUCUUCGAGAAACCCUCCUUAUCAGGUAGAGUGGCAAGAUGGCAAGUGUUAUUGUCUGAAUAUGAUAUUGUAUAUGUGUCCCAAAAAGCUAUCAAAGGAAGUACAAUCACGGAUUUUCUUGCAGAAAUGGUGGAAAAGGAUUAUGAACCAAUGGAGUUUGAGUUUUCGGAUGAGGACUUGAUGUUAAUAUGCCAAACAAGUGGAGAGAAAUCGGAGAAAGAAAAUUAG
Molecule: messenger RNA, 513 nt
Organism: Theobroma cacao (cacao)
Lineage: Eukaryota; Viridiplantae; Streptophyta; Magnoliopsida; Malvales; Malvaceae
Source: RefSeq, a predicted model, not a curated record